Molecule: messenger RNA, 2405 nt
Organism: Oenanthe melanoleuca
Lineage: Eukaryota; Metazoa; Chordata; Aves; Passeriformes; Muscicapidae
Gene: SELENOO
Product: selenoprotein O
Exons: 9
Source: RefSeq, a predicted model, not a curated record
GCCGGCUCCCCGCUCCCCUUUCCCCGGGCAGGGCGGCCCAUGGGCGGGACCCGCCGGGCCCAGCCCCACUGCCGGCUCCCCGCUCCCCUUUCCCCGGGCAGGGCGGCCCAUGGGCGGGACUCCCCGCGGCCCCACCCCCGGCCCAUGGACUCGGUGCUGCGCAGCGCCGGCCGCUUUCCCCCGCGGCUGCUGCGGGCGGCGUGGGACCGGGCGCGGCGUUGCUCCGCGGCCAUGCAGCGGCCCGAGGGCGGCGGGGGCUGGCUGGGCGCGCUGCGCUUCGAUAACCUGGCUCUGCGCUCGCUGCCCGUGGACGCCUCGGAGGAGAGCGGCCCGCGGACCGUGCCCGGCGCCUGCUUCGCUCGGGUGCGGCCCAGCCCGCUGCAGAGCCCGCGGCUCGUGGCCAUGUCGCUGCCGGCGCUGGCGCUGCUGGGGCUGCAGCCGCCCGAGGCCGACCCGGCGGCCGAGGCCGAGGCCGCGCUGUUCUUCAGCGGGAACCGGGUGCCGGCGGGCGCGGAGCCCGCGGCGCACUGCUACUGCGGCCACCAGUUCGGCAGCUUCGCGGGGCAGCUGGGCGACGGCGCCGCCAUGUACCUGGGCGAGGUGCUGGGCCCGCGGGGCGAGCGCUGGGAGAUGCAGCUCAAGGGCGCCGGCAUCACCCCGUUCUCCCGGCAGGCUGACGGUCGGAAGGUGCUGCGCUCGAGCAUUCGGGAGUUCCUGUGCAGCGAGGCCAUGUUUCACCUGGGAAUACCGACAACACGGGCUGGCACCUGCGUCACCUCCGACUCCACAGUCCUUCGUGACGUGUUCUAUGAUGGGAAUCCAAAGCAUGAAAGGUGUACAGUUGUUCUGAGAAUAGCCUCUACGUUUAUAAGAUUUGGCUCUUUUGAAAUUUUUAAACCCCCUGAUGAAUUCACUGGACGCAAGGGUCCCAGUGUUAACAGAAAUGAUAUUCGAAUACAGAUGCUGGAUUAUGUGAUCAGCACUUUCUACCCAGAAAUCCAGGAGGCUUAUUCAGACAACACUAUUCAGAGGAAUGCUGCUUUCUUCAAAGAGAUAACCAAACGGACAGCGAGACUGGUGGCUGAGUGGCAGUGUGUGGGGUUUUGCCAUGGCGUGCUGAAUACAGAUAACAUGAGUAUAGUUGGACUAACCAUUGACUAUGGCCCUUUUGGGUUUAUGGACAGGUAUGACCCUGAGCAUGUUUGCAAUGGUUCUGAUAAUACAGGGCGCUAUGCUUACAACAAACAGCCAGAGAUUUGCAAGUGGAACUUGGGGAAACUUGCUGAAGCUUUAGUUCCAGAGCUGCCCUUGGAAACAAGCCAGCUCAUCCUGGAAGAGGAAUAUGAUGCAGAAUUUGAGAAACACUAUUUGCAGAAGAUGAGAAAAAAACUAGGCCUAAUCCGACUGGAAUUAGAAGAAGAUAAUAAGCUGGUGUCUGAACUGCUUGAAACCAUGCAUCUCACAGCUGGAGACUUCACAAAUAUUUUUUACUUGCUGAGUUCAUUCUCAGUAGACAUUGAUCCUUCAAAAUUUGAAGAUUUCUUAGAAGAGCUUACAAGUCAAUGUGCUUCUGUGGAAGAACUGAAAGUUGUUUUUAAACCACAGAUGGAUCCAAGACAGCUGUCAAUGAUGCUGAUGUUGGCUCAGUCUAAUCCUCAGCUGUUUGCAUUAAUUGGAACAAAAGCUAAUAUAAAUAAGGAAUUGGAACGCAUCGAACAGUUCUCUAAACUGCAGCAGUUAACAGCAGAUGAUUUACUUAGCAGAAAUAAAGGACACUGGAAGGAAUGGCUGGAGAAAUACAGAGUCCGUUUGCAAAAAGAAAUAGAAAGUGUUGGUAAUGCUGAUGCCUGGAACACUGAGCGUGUGAAGGUCAUGAAUUCAAACAAUCCAAAAUAUAUCUUGAGAAAUUAUAUUGCCCAGAAUGCCAUAGAAGCAGCUGAAAAUGGGGAUUUCUCAGAGGUGAGAAAUGUACUGAAACUUUUGGAACAUCCAUUUCAAGAAGCAGAAGGUUUCCAGGAGGUAAAGGAAGAUGCAGAAGAGGAGGGAGCAACUGCUACAGCAGCUGUUUGUUCUCAAGAGAGCAGGAGCAGACAAUCAUACUGCAGCAAACCUCCACUGUGGGCUUCAGAACUCUGUGUUACGUGAUCUUCAUAACUGCCUUGUUCUGUUUUUGCUGGGAACUGAAGACUGAUCCUCCUUCAGCAGUGAAAAAUUCAGCAAGGCAAACAUCAAAGUGCUAUUAAGUUAUUGAAACAACACUACAUUUGGAUGCAUCUGCAGUAGUUUUCAGCUGUGCUUAAUUUGAAGCAAUUGUGGAUCAUUGGAACAAACCAGUGACAAUCAACAGCUUAAACACAUCAGUAAUCUAAAUGUUUAAAGACUCAAAGUCUUUCCUUUAUCCUCAC